AUGUUCGUAUAUAUCUGUAUCAUCUCCAUUUUUUUUAUUGGAUUUACAUUCAACAUUCCUGUCUUAAGUCCUGCUGAAGAUGGAAUCAAUCAUGAAUUACUUGGUGGUGGAUUCGAAGGUGAUAUGAUUUUACCAGAUGGGUUUGAUCCAACAAGAACACCAAAUACAAAAGGUGUAGCUAUUUAUGGACCUCGUCGUUGGCCAAACAAUAUUAUUCCAUACGACAUUUCGUUAAUUACAAAUGCUGCACAUCGUACUGUGAUCCAAGAAGCAAUGAACAAAGUGAUGAGGGACACCAGCACACCGAUUGCAGGAUCAACACAACGCAAACAAUGUAUUACUUUUCGACCGAAAACAUCGAGUGAUAAAGUUUUUGUUAAAAUUCAGUACGGAACCGGUUGUAGUGCAUCAGUAGGAUAUUCUACUGGCGAAAAAAAAAUGACAUUAGCAAAUCCUGGUUGUUUUUAUUCUGGUACUAUUCAACAUGAAUUCAUGCAUGUUCUUGGUUUCUAUCAUGAACAAUCGCGUCCUGAUCGUGAUUCAUAUGGACAUAACUUUAACAAAUAUACUUGGGGAUCCACUGUUUUAAAUCAAAAUUCACCUUAUGAUUAUGGAAGUAUAAUGCACUAUGGUGCUAAUGGUUUCAGUUCAAACGGAAAGCCAACUAUUACACCAAAACAACCAAAUACGAAAAUUGGUCAAAGAGAAAAACUUAGUGCAACAGAUAUUAAUGAAAUUCGUGCUUAUUAUGGUUGUUCAAGUUAA
Molecule: messenger RNA, 765 nt
Organism: Rotaria sordida
Lineage: Eukaryota; Metazoa; Rotifera; Eurotatoria; Philodinida; Philodinidae
Source: the annotation of a GenBank genome assembly